GUUUUUGGUGCGUGUGGUCGUGGCGUUACGCCCCCUAUUUGCGCGCACCCCUACAGAUCGAAUGCGCGUUCUCGUAGCAGGCUGGUCCUGUGGGAACAGAUAGGGAAGGCAAGUCUUCAUAGAAAAAUACUGGGAAGGAAAUUCCCUUAAAAACGCAGCACCGGGAGAGAAAUAAAUCCCACCCUGACAGAAAGUCAUACAUUGAAAGGAGGAGUAACAAGAUGAGACGGGCUCCGACAGACUGAGGAAAGGGCUGAAGAAGAGACCCUGCCCGGCACACAGAGGCCCUGCUAGACAUAAUCUGUGUGGUCCUGCCAAGCAGAAUCUAGUUACUGGGGUGCACUGAAUUCAGGAAGGAUGAGCAGUGCCAGGUAGAAACUAUGCGAAAAGAGUCCCUAUCUGGCACAAUCAGAAAGGCUUUAAAGCUGUCCUGCAGAAAGUAACCUGCAGGCUGUAUCUAUAAUGAUAGGGGCCUGACAGGAAGACUGUAGGUUCUGGCUGUCGUAGUCCUGUCAGGAGGAAUAGAGAUUUUGCUGUAGCCUUACCAGGCAUUAUAUAGUAGGAUAAAGGCCUUGCCAGGCAGGAUUGACCUAUUGGAGUAGCAAUGCCAGGUGUGAUUUAGGAGUUGCCUUAAUUCAAGAGCUAGCUUGUCGCUGGUGUAAGGGUCUCAGGAACAUACAGCCCUAGAGCUUUAUGGAUUGCAGGGAGUUUAUGACAAGCCAAGGGUGAAAGGAUGGCAGAGCGGUCAGGCUGCACUCUCCUGGAUCCUCUGUCGCUGCCUGUGGAUAUUCGGGAGAAUUUGGCAGAGCUAGAACUAGAGUUGUCCGAAGGGGACAUCACCCAGAAAGGAUAUGAGAAGAAAAAGGCCAAACUGCUUGCUCGUUACAUCCCACUUAUCCAAGGUGUAGAUCCUUAUCUGCAAGUGGAAAGCACUGUUUCCUCACAAAAUGUAACUGCAACCAAGCAGCAGAGGUCACGCUCCACCAGCUCCCGUGAUGAACGCUUCCGAUCAGAUCUACAUACAGAAGCCGUACAAGCAGCUUUGGCCAAAUACAAAGAAAGGAAAAUGCCCAUGCCCUCCAAGAGACGUUCUACCCUGGUUCAGACUUCUGUAGACACCUACACACCCCCUGACACCUCGUCAGCCUCGGAGGAUGAGGGCUCAUUAUUUCGUCAGGGAUGCAUGACAUCCACUCCGCUCCAAGGUCAUUACAACGUGGAGCCCUACAUUAACAGGGUAACCCAGGGCUCCUCCACCUCCUCAUCUGCAUCCUCCACCUCAUCUCACCCAGGAGCCAAGUCUGCUGCCUCCAACAGCUGCCCAGUCAUUGCAGCUGCUACCAUGCUGGCAGACCUCAUGACAAAUGCCCAGAUAGGGAGUGUUUCUGCUCCACCAGACGUGACAACAGGGCUCCUGGGACACAGUCAUCAUGAACGGCCUCAGGUGGCAUCUGUGCGUGGUGUUCCACGGGGGCUCAACAGUAGCAUCCUGGAGACUGCAAAUGGCGUGCCUGUGAACAGCAGAGUAUCUUCCAAAAUCCAGCAACUCCUUAAUACUCUCAAGAGACCAAAACGCCCACCUCUAAGAGAGUUCUUUGUGGAUGAUUUUGAGGAGCUCUUGGAAAUCCAGCAGCCAGAUCCCAACCAGCCAAAGCCAGAGGGAAUGGAAAGUAGUUUGCUCAAAGGGGAACCUUUGGUUUCUAACUGGCCCCAUUCUCUGCUGAGUGCACUACAUCGAUGGGGUACCACACAGCCAAAAACUCCAUGUCUCACAUCUAUGGACACCACUGGGAAAGCAGUGUAUACACUCACCUAUGGCAAACUAUGGAGUCGUAGCAUUAAACUGGCUUACACCCUUUUGAACAGACUAACCAGCAAAAAUGAACCACUUCUAAAACCAGGAGACAGGGUGGCUCUUGUGUUUCCUAAUAGUGACCCUGUGAUGUUCAUGGUAGCAUUUUAUGGUUGUCUUCUUUCUGACCUGAUUCCUGUGCCAAUAGAGGUGCCUUUGACCAGGAAGGAUGCUGGUAGCCAGCAGAUUGGCUUCCUUCUGGGAAGUUGUGGUGUGUCACUUGCUCUCACUACAGAUGCCUGUCAAAAGGGACUGCCUAAGGCACAGAGUGGUGAGGUUGUUACAUUUAAAGGUUGGCCCCGUCUAGCAUGGUUUGUUAUUGAUGGAAAGCACUUAAUGAAACCCCCUAAAGACUGGUACCCACUUAUCAGAGAGGCUAGCAAUGACACUGCUUACAUUGAGUAUAAGACCAGCAAGGAGGGCAGCAUGAUGGGUGUCACAGUGUCCCAUUCUGCUAUGCUGGCACAUUGCCAGGCUCUGACACAGGCGUGUGGCUACUCGGAAGCAGAAACAUUAACCAACGUUUUGGACUUUAAGCGUGAUGCUGGUCUUUGGCAUGGAGUACUAACAACCGUUCUGAACCGAAUGCAUGUCGUUGCUAUUCCUUAUGCACUAAUGAAGGUGAAUCCUCUCUCCUGGAUUCAGAAGGUCAGCGCCUACAAAGCCCGCGUUGCUCUGGUUAAAUCACGGGAUAUGCAUUGGUCCCUUCUGGCACAGCGUGAUCAACGGGAUGUGAGUCUUAGUUCUCUGCGGAUGCUUAUUGUAGCUGAUGGAGCUAAUCCAUGGUCCAUUUCUUCAUGUGAUGCUUUUCUCAAUGUCUUCCAAUCACGGGGGCUGCGGCCUGAAGUAAUUUCUCCCUGUGCCAGCUCCUCUGAGGCACUAACGGUGUCUAUGCGCAGACCGCCAGAUCUAGGAGGUUUGCCUGCAGGAAAGGCUGUCUUGUCCAUGAAUGGGCUUAGUUAUGGGGUAAUUCGACCAGACACUGAGGAAAAAUUGUCUUCCCUGACGCUGCAAGAUGUGGGUCAGGUGAUGCCUGGUGCUAGUAUCUGUGCUGUGAAAGUAGAAGGAACACCUUACUUAUGCAAGACCGAUGAGGUGGGAGAAUUGUGUGUUUCCUCCAGUUGUACGGGAACAUCAUAUUAUGGUCUACAAGGAAUCACUAAAAAUGUCUUUGAGGCUAUCCCUGUGACUGCUAGUGGAGAAACUGUGGGAGACCAACCAUUUACCAGAACUGGGCUACUUGGCUUUGUUGGACCAGAACGGCUGGUGUUUGUAGUGGGAAAAGUGGAUGGACAGAUGUCUGUGAGCGGGCGAAAACACAGCUGUGAUGAUGUGGUUGCUACAGCGCUGGCUGUUGAACCUAUGAAGUUUGUUUACAGAGGCAGGAUAGCUGUGUUCUCGGUCGGUGUGCUUCACGAUGAAAGAAUUGUGCUGGUGGCAGAGCAGCGUCCAGACUCCUCUGAAGAGGACAGUUUCCAGUGGAUGAGCAGAGUCAUACAGGCCAUUGAUAGCAUCCAUCAGGUGGGCAUUUAUUGCUUGGCACUUGUACCUGCCAACACCCUCCCCAAGGCUCCCUUGGGUGGAAUACACAUCUCUGAAACUAAGCAGCAUUUCCUAGAGGGUUCACUGCACCCCUGUAAUGUCCUCAUGUGUCCACACACUUGUGUAACUAACUUGCCCAAACCACGCCAGAAACAACCAGAUGUGGGUCCAGCAUCAAUGGUGGUCGGUAAUUUAGUAGCAGGAAAAAGGAUUGCACAGGCAUGUGGGAGAGAUGUUUCACAGCUUGAGGACAAUGAUCAGGCAAGAAAGUUUCUUUACCUGGCAGAUGUGCUGCAGUGGAGAGCACAGACUACACCUGAGCACCCACUACUUUUGCUGCUCAACGCCAAGGGUACAGUGUCCAGCUCAGCUUCCUGUUUACAACUUCACAAAAGAGCAGAACGUGUAGCAGUUGGUUUGAUGGAAAAAGCUCGUCUGAAUGUUGGGGAUCACGUGGCCUUGGUGUAUCCUCCAGGCAUUGACCUGAUUGCUACAUUUUUUGGAUGCCUUUAUGCUGGUUGCAUCCCCAUCACUGUGCGCCCACCUCAUCCGCAGAAUCUUGCCACAACCCUGCCGACAGUCAAGAUGAUUGUAGAGGUCAGUAAAUCUUCCUGUAUACUCACCACACAAUCAAUAAUGCGUUUGCUCAAAUCAAAGGAAGCUGCUGCAGCUGUGGACAUUAAGGCCUGGCCCACUAUUCUUGACACAGAGGAUAUGCCCAAGAAAAGGUUGGCACAUGUGUUCAGGCCUUCCUCCCCAGAUACCCUUGCAUAUUUGGACUUCAGUGUGUCUACCACAGGAAUAUUAGCAGGAGUGAAGAUGUCCCACUCAGCGUGCAGUGCCUUAUGUCGAUCCAUUAAGCUUCAGUGUGAGCUUUAUCCCUCUCGUCAGAUUGCCAUCUGCCUAGAUCCAUACUGUGGCUUGGGCUUUGCUCUCUGGUGUCUCUGCAGUGUGUAUUCUGGACACCAGUCCAUCCUAGUACCACCUUUGGAGCUAGAGACUAAUGCAUCGUUGUGGCUGAGCGCUGUCAGUCAACACAAAGUGCGUGUGACGUUCUGUUCAUACUCUGUAAUGGAGAUGUGCACUCGAGGUCUUGGCUGCCAGACAGGCACCCUGCGGGCUCGAGGAGUAAAUUUGUCUUGUGUACGCACUUGCAUGGUGGUAGCUGAGGAGCGGCCUCGUAUCUCUCUUUCAAAGUCCUUUUCUAAGUUAUUCAAGGACCUGGGACUUUCACCACGAGCUGUAAGCACGACAUUUGGCUGUCGUGUCAAUGUUGCGAUUUGUUUACAAGGGACUUCAGGCCCUGAUCCAACAACUGUUUAUGUUGACAUGCGAGCUCUGCGACAUGACAGGGUGCGUUUGGUGGAGAGAGGGUCCCCGCACAGCCUCCCACUCAUGGAAUCUGGCAAGAUUCUUCCUGGUGUUAAGGUAAUCAUUGCACACACAGAGACCAAAGGACCCCUCGGUGACUCUCAUCUUGGAGAAGUUUGGAUAAGCAGCCCACACAAUGCGAACGGUUACUACACAGUAUAUGGAGAGGAAGCACUGCAUGCUGAUCACUUCAAUGCAAGGCUCAGCUUUGGUGACACUCAGACAGUUUGGGCAAGAACGGGUUACCUUGGUUUUCUACGCAGAACAGAAUUGACUGAUGCUAAUGGAGAAAGACAUGAUGCUUUGUAUGUUGUGGGCUCUCUGGAUGAGACAUUGGAGUUGAGGGGAAUGAGGUACCAUCCCAUCGACAUAGAAACGUCUGUGACUCGUUCUCACAAAAACAUAGCAGAAUGUGCUGUCUUCACAUGGACUAACCUGCUGGUGGUUGUGUUGGAACUAGAUGGUCCUGAGCAAGAAGCACUGGACCUUAUUGCCCUGGUGACAAAUGCAGUCUUGGAAGAACACUACCUUAUUGUCGGAGUUGUUGUGAUUGUGGACCCUGGUGUCAUUCCUAUCAACUCACGGGGAGAGAAGCAGCGUAUGCACUUACGGGAUGGUUUCCUGGCAGAUCAGCUGGAUCCAAUUUAUGUGGCAUACAAUAUGUGAGACGGAAUGGAAUUGUCUAAUUACUUUCAUUCAGAAAGGUGCUAGAGUGCUUGUGUCUUCCUUCUGAACCAUGGACUGGAAGCACCUGAGGGCUGAGUCUUCCAACCAUCACCCAGCAACCAGGGCUGCUCUUUAGUACAUGGAAGGAGAUGACUCCUGCCAAGUAUAUAACUAAUGAACAUUUACCUCUUACUGUGACACUGGAUGUAGCAUUCCCUCCUAUCUAUGGUGGGAACAUGCCUCUCUUACUCCCUGUGUUCAGUGUUCAGUAUGUUAUUUCAGUACCUGUGUUUUCGUCUUAUAGAACCAAAACUCAUGCAAUAAUGUGAACAUUUGUAGCCUCUGAUGAGGGGCACAUUAACCUAAGCACAUAUGGCUGAAAUUAGGUUAGAUGGAUUUCCUUUGAGCCAAACUAAACUAUUCCAUUGUGUAAAUGGUGUCCCGGCCGCUGCAUCAACUUUCCUCCAUGAGCUGAAUGUAAUUAUGUACAGAACCACUGUAAUUUAUAAAGCGCAUCAGUUUUAAGGACAUUCCCACUACUUCUGGACAAAGGACCUGAUUGAUUUUAACACUAAUUUUUUUAUAGAAAAUAUAUGGAAAAAGAAAGAGUGCUCAAGAGCUUGUUAAAUUUCCUGUCUUGUUGCAAAAGAGAUAAAAAGCACAUUUAAAAAAAUGUAAAAAAUUAUUUUGGGUUGUGAUACAUUUAUUGGCUUAUAAAUACUUAGAAACCAGCAAAUAUUUAUUUAUUGUCAGAUUUAGGUUCGUAAACCAGCACAUAUUAAAAGGUUGAAUAAGGAUGUAUGACUUGUUACCUGAAAAUAAUAAUCACUAAAAGGGAGGCAUAAUUAAGUUUAAGGUAGUUGUUUAAGUCAGUCACAUAAUAUGGGCACCUUAUUGCGUUGUGUGGUAAAUAAAGUAUUUCUGUUUCAGUUCCUACCACUAA
Messenger RNA from Bombina bombina (fire-bellied toad), 6374 nucleotides. It is a transcript of the gene DIP2A, whose product is annotated as disco interacting protein 2 homolog A. The record is from RefSeq and is a predicted model, not a curated record. The transcript is spliced from 38 exons. The coding region runs from base 734 to 5431 and encodes 1565 amino acids. Gene Ontology annotation, cellular component: cell surface. Lineage: Eukaryota; Metazoa; Chordata; Amphibia; Anura; Bombinatoridae.